UGUUCAUUUUGAGGUUUAAUUGUUUCCUGAUUAAUAGUCAGUGAUCUCCAGCAUGAAUGUCAUUCUCUCAAGCCUGGUCUAAUGAAGAUGGCCAUCACACUAGUUUAACUUGAAUCAUUCCCUGCCAACACCAUUUCCCUUUCAGCUGCUGAAGCCUUUGUUUUAACUCCAACUGGUUCCUACCUGAAUUAAGCUAAAUUACCACUGGCUGUUUUAAAAGAAGUACACACAUCAUGAGUCAAAUUUAGCCUACUGCAAAGUUCCCAGGUAGACGAGACCUAGCAGAAGGGAAAGUGUCUUGAAGGGAGAUGCAGAGUUCAGUUCUCACCCAGAGAUGCAGUUGAUCCUUGCUAGUGGGAGAGCAGAAUGGGGAAACCUGGACAUGUAUUUCUUAUGCCAUAUCUAUUCUGUGAAUAAACAGAAGGGCUUCAGUCUCCAAGGCUUUCUAUGUUACACCAAUUUCCAAUUUGCAUUAGAGAAAGUGGCCUUCAAAUAAGAUUCUCAUGUUUCUCCCUUCUAGUUCAGAAUACACAUUGAAGAAAACACCCAGUAUUUCUUCCAUAUCUGCUAGCAGACCAUUUGGAUUAUAAUAUUCUGCAAUUUUACUCUAUGACACUAACGAAGUAGUCAGGAAGGGUCCUAGUGUCAAGUACCAUUCAUCACUCAAUAUACCUAUGAAUCUGAAUGCACUGAAGCUUAAGUCCAAUGAGAAUUCCUUCAGAUAAAGAAAUGAGGCUAUUUACCUCCCACUUAGCCAAGAUGGCUCAGAUCAGCUGCAAUUGAACAAAAGCUCUGAGGCUUCUCCUUCCUUUUUACAUACCGCUAUCUUGACCCUCCAGCCCUGGCUGAUCUGUGUAAUGUGUAGGUAGAACUGGGAGAGGCACAGGUCUGUGACAGAGGCCUGGGUGCAGAAGGUCCUCUCAGCCUUUGUACCAGAGCUUCACCUGCGAACAUGUCAGAGCCAUAAACUGGCUUCUCUCUGCCUUAACUUCCCAGGUCCUCCACUGCCUUCUGCCUUGCUCUAGCCACAGCUAACUGCUGCUUGGAAGCACUUGUAAAUAAAUGUAAAGCUGAUGUACUUUACAUGCAAAAUUCAAGCUGUUCCCCUAGAACUAGUGAUAUUGUAUACUGGUUACUUGACGCACCUCAGGGUUUAAGUGAUAUAAAGCAUAGAAUUACUGUUUUUAAAAAAAGCAAAGAUUCAAUUCUUUAUUUACAGGUAAUUAGAGAAUAACUUUUAAUCAUCAAGAAGUAUGUCUUCAAGUCAAAUAUGAGAAAGGCCUAGCUUAGCUCUAUGAGAUGUAGCCUAGAGUCUGUAUGGCAUCUGGAGUUUCAUUUUACUUGCAUAACCAUUUGGAUGCUUUUAUUCCAAACAUUAACCUAGCAUUUUAAAGUUUUAGAAAAUGAAAUCCUUAUUUGGCUCGUUAUGAGAGAUGUGAGAUGGUGUUAACAAAUAAUUCUGUAAGCCAAGCCAGGCUCAUGGACAUUCAUUGUGAGAACCCAGCAGCCAAAAGAGCUGCACCUGCAUCCUGCCCUGGAGAAGUGUAAGUGCCUAAGCUUCCACAAGUAACAGGCACUCAGGAAGGUACUUAGCACUGAAACAUUAAUAUCCAGCCAAUCUCCAUUGCUCUCCAGAGCACCCAUUCUUCUGUGCUGCCAUUUUAAUGACAACACUUCUGAAAACUUCACCUAGCAGAGAACUUCGAAGUGCUUUGGAGAAUGCGGCCCAGCCUUGAGCUGGGCACAGUGCGCUGUUGGAGAUCCACUGCGGCACUGGGGCUAGUGAGUGCAGCUGGGACUGCGCUGGGACACCUGCAAGGCAAAGGCCACAGUAGAUUGUGCUGGGGUAGCAUCUAACAUGGGUUAGCAUUACACAAAUAAGCAAACGCAUAAAUAAGCUUAUUGGGCUCCUAGCCCCCUGCUCAGUUGCAGACAGAAAACACGACGUGUAGACAUCUCGCUCGGGCUUUCCAUCCACGUUUCUGUCCCGGCACUCUACCUGCACUUCAGCCAUCAUUGAUAAAACAGCCCGCUCUGCCCACUUUCUGAGCAGCAGAGAAAAACGCCAAGGUAUUUCAGCACAGAAGCACCUGUCAGCCAUCCAAAAGCACAAAUACAUUUUCCAACUCGCGUGCCACACACCGGAUCGCUACAGAUCGGGGCUAAGGAGCGCGCUAACCAAAGCGGAGCCUAUCGAUGCAGACAGCCUUGGCCAGGCUGAACCCGCCGGCCCCGCCGCAACCCGUUUGUCCCCUCCGACUCCGCACCGCACCCGACGCCCUCACCCCGGCGAAGUUUCCGCACCGCCACCCGCGCUCCUCCCUCCCGCUGCGGGGCCCGGAGCGGGGCGGCGUGCCGUGGUUCCCUCUGCCAUGUGAGGGAGCGGGGGCCGCGGCGGAGCCCGCCCCCGGGGGUGGCGGGGCCGGCUGGGCGGCGGUGCGUUGGCUUUGGCGGAGGGACGGCGGGCGGGCAGCCCGCAGCCCCGCCAUGGCCGCCCCGAGCCGCCGGCGGGGCUGAGCCCGGCUCCGCGCAGGGGCUGCGGAUCCGCCGCGCACUUCCCUCCGAUGUGAGCGCAGUGUCCCCUGUGGGAUGCAGUAGGUGAUGCCCAGCUCUACUGCAAUGGCAAUUGGAGCUCUCUCCAGCUCUCUCCUGGUAACCUGCUGCCUCAUGGUUGCCCUCUGUAGCUCCACCAUCCCCCUGCAGAAGCUGGCCAGGGCACAGGACAAGCAGGAGAUCAAGGCCAGCCAGGAGAAGAGGGACCACGCGUCGGCAAGGGACAGCCAGGCCGGCGCGGGGAAAGUGGGCGAAAUCAGCCGCAGCGGGAGGGAGGAGGGCGGCAGGGACUGGAAGAGCAAAGGCAGCAGGAACUACUCCAACAAGGAGUCCUGGACCAAGCAGAAGCAGGCUUGGAGCAGCCAGGGCACAGGUGGCAAGCCCGCCAGUGUGCCGGCCCAGGAGCAGCAGGACAUGGCGGCUGAGGUGCCUCGUCCAGCCGAGGCCUCGUCGCUGCCAGAGGCAGUGGCCAGCGCUACCCCCGAGCCCCUGGAGGAGUACGCCUACCCGGACUACCGCGGGAAGGGCUGCGUGGAUGAGAGCGGCUUCGUCUAUGCCAUCGGAGAGAAGUUUGCGCCGGGCCCCUCAGCCUGCCCCUGCCUGUGCACGGAGGAGGGCCCGCUGUGCAUGCAGCCCGAGUGCCCCAGGCUCCACCCUCGAUGUGUGCAUGUGGACACCACGCAGUGCUGCCCACAGUGCAAGGAGAGGAAGAACUACUGCGAGUUUCGGGGGAAGACCUACCAGAGCCUCGAGGAGUUCAUGGUUUCUCCAUGUGAGAAGUGUCGCUGUGAAGCCAAUGGUGAAGUGCUGUGCACUGUGUCAGCUUGUCCCCAGACCGAGUGCGUGGAUCCAGUAUAUGAGCCUGAUCAGUGCUGUCCUAUCUGCAAAAAUGGCCCGAACUGCUUUGCAGAAACCACUGUCAUUCCUGCAGGCCGAGAGGUGAAAACUGACGAAUGCACUAUAUGUCACUGUACUUACGAAGAAGGCACGUGGAGAAUUGAACGACAAGCUAUGUGCACUAGACAUGAAUGCAAACAAAUCUAGGAGAUGUACCAGUCCAAGAACUUUCAUGGUUUUUAUAAACUAUCUCACAGCAGUGAGCACCGUGGAUGACCCAGGGAAAUCUGAAUGAGAAGAUUCUGGUGAGGAGCAAAUCGACUAUCGAUACUUUCUUUUUCAGUCACGUAAUUCUGCAAGGCGAAGAAGUGCGUGUAUUUAAAAAGUUUGGACAUAAGAAUACUUGUCUUAAUAAAUGUGUUAUUUUCACAGUGAGUACACUAAAAUACACUCUAUAAAAUAUUCUAUGUAUUUCUAUAAUACCAUUAUAGAGCUUAAAAAUAAAUGUUUUAUAUAGACAAUACAGAUUAAAGUACUGUAUCGUUGCCUGUCCUGCUGUGUACAUGCACCAUAACUAAACAUUACAUUUCUAUUCUA
Numida meleagris (helmeted guineafowl) is the source of this 3987-nucleotide messenger RNA. RefSeq names its product von Willebrand factor C domain containing 2 (gene VWC2). The coding region runs from base 2602 to 3597 and encodes 331 amino acids. Gene Ontology annotation, biological process: negative regulation of BMP signaling pathway. Lineage: Eukaryota; Metazoa; Chordata; Aves; Galliformes; Numididae. Gene Ontology annotation, molecular function: protein binding. Gene Ontology annotation, cellular component: AMPA glutamate receptor complex. The transcript has 4 exons. The record is from RefSeq and is a predicted model, not a curated record.